UGUUUCUUCUUCUUAAUUCGAAGAACUUCAUAGGCUAAGCAUGUCGUGAUUAUCCCAAAUUUCUGGUGUUUAUUCAAACUCCAUUGAGACAAAACAUUUUCUUUGAUAAGUUAAAAGCAAUGUAUACCUCAGAGGGAGCCCCUGAUUUUGUUGUUGACCAGGGCAUGUAUUACCCCGUCGAUGCCAGUUAUGGCUAUUACUGUACAGGUUAUGAGACACCCGGUGAUUGGGAGAACCAUCAGAUGUUUUUUGGUGUAGAUGGUUCUGAAGUCCAAUACACGGGUGGGCAGAAUGAAAACUCUCCCUAUAUAUGCUAUACACCUAGUUAUGGAUAUGCACAGUCUCCUUACAAUCCAUUCAAUCCUUACAUACCUGGCGCUGCGAUAGGCGUUGAUUCUCCUUUUGUUAGUCCUCAACAAUUUUACUCUAUUCCUCCUUACCAGAGUGUUGCAACCUCACCUACUUUUGUUCCGUAUGCAAUUCAACCUGAUAUCAUCUCGAGUAGCUCAACAAAUUCUUUGGUAGAAACUGGUUCAGCUAAUAGGGAUCGAUCCGAUGGGAGAGGGUCCAGGCAGAGAAAUGGCACCGCUACUAGUGGGCUUCAAAGGAAUGCUCCAAAACUUUCUGCAGUGAACUCUUCGGGCAAAAUCUCUGAGAAACCAAGGCCUAACUCUGGACAAAGUAGACAGCCAGAAAUGGACAAGAGUGAUUCUACUUCGUCACCAGGACAAGCUCUCCAGGGAAGAGCUACCUCCGUCAGUUCUCAACCUGUUGAUGCUGUUUCCAGUAGCAGAGUAUCGUCUUUUGGGCAAUUAGACAUUGCUCCACCUGAACUUAAUGGUUUUUCAAAAAUUGCAACAAACAAUAACAAUCUUCGGCCCAAGCUGUAUGGGGGCCAUGCAAAUAUAAUUCCUGAUACAGUCCGUGAACAAAAUCGAGGUCGAAGAUCGAGAGCAUUGGGAAAUCAACUUAUUGUUAAAGCUUAUACAACAAAAGCUGGAAAUGCUGAUGCCGAAGGAAAUAUUGUGAUCAAUCCUUCUCAGUAUAAUAAAGAGGAUCUCCGAAUCGAUUACAGCAAUGCCAAGUUUUUUGUGAUUAAAUCGUAUAGUGAAGAUGAUGUUCACAAGAGCAUCAAAUACAAUGUAUGGUCAUCAACUUUACAUGGGAACAAGAAAUUGCAGAGUGCGUAUGAAGAUGCUCAGAGAAUAGCCACCGAGAAGUCUUGUGAAUGCCCGAUAUUCUUGUUUUUUUCUGUCAAUGCCAGUGGUUUGUUCUGUGGCAUGGCUGAGAUGACUGGUCCAGUUUCUUUUGAUAAAGACAUGGAUUUUUGGCAGCAAGACAAAUGGAGUGGAAGCUUUCCAGUCAAAUGGCACAUCAUAAAAGAUGUUCCCAAUAGCUAUUUCAGGCACAUCAUACUACAGAACAAUGAGAAUAAGCCGGUCACCAACAGUCGAGACACACAAGAGAUAAUGCUGAAACAAGGUCUGGAAGUGCUAAAAAUAUUUAAAGAUCAUAUGGAAAGGACUUCAUUACUAGAUGAUUUUGUCUAUUACGAAAGCCGACAGAGAGUCAUGCAGGAUGAGAGAACCAGGCUGCCGUACAGGACCUUUCUUAGCCCUUUACCAUUACCCAGACCAGAUCUCUCUGAUAGAAACAAUAAAAUCCCCUUGGAAGCCUUCAAGAGACCUUCAGUGAGCUCUGCAAAAACCAAGGAGGUUCGUUCAAAGUCAGAUGGGAAUGAGGAGACCACUGUUAAGGAAGGCAAUGAAGAAGAUACUUCUUCCAUUCAGAAGAAGAUCAGCUCUCUCACCAUUGACCCGAGUGGUACAGACUCUGACCCGACCACUGUUUCUCACCUGAACCAGAAGAGUCAAGCCAAGUCUAAACCGACCUCCUCAGGCUCUAAGACAGACUCCUCGGAAGUGGUUGAUGCUUCUCUCUCUGAUGAAAAUGACACUGUCAAAGUAGGAUCAUUGCCUAUAAAAGUUACCGGGUCUCCUGCAAUCUUAACAGUCGGUACUAUUCCUCUGGACCCCAAGUCACUUCAGAAGUAAACCACCCCGGGUUUGGUCUAUAAUCUGAUUCCUUAUGUCUCUAAAGUCUAAAGUUAAUCCUGCUUCAUCAUACAAGCCAAUGUGGUAUGAAGAGAGGGUUCUGUUUGUAUAGAUGAGUCUUGACUGGUGACUUGAUAAUCCGUGAUUC
Arabidopsis arenosa is the source of this 2202-nucleotide messenger RNA. NCBI's taxonomy places the organism in Eukaryota, Viridiplantae, Streptophyta, Magnoliopsida, Brassicales, Brassicaceae. The record is from the annotation of a GenBank genome assembly.